AUGUCCAGUCUCGAAUCAGACCGUCUCCUUCAGGAACGGUUCCAAAGGGAAGAGCUCGGCCGCGAGGAAGCAUUCGAGGAGAUCCUUCGGGAUCAGCGUCAUGAGGCCUUACUAGCCGAAAUCGACCAUCAGGCAGGCGAGCGUGCUCGGGCCAAGGCAUUCAGCGAGCUCAUUCUGAGCAUUGAUGAAACACGAGCGAGCGCUGCUCAGGUACGCUGGAAGGCCUUCCGAGAAGCACAAGACUCGCAGGAGCUGUAUGUUCAGAAGAAGGGAGUGGCAAGAAGUGCGGCAUUUCAGAGUGAAAUGGUGUUCUGCCAUGGCCAGGUCAUGACCGCGUUGGAGUUGCAGGAGACGCAAUCAUCAAACUGGCUUGACUCUCGCGGUCCAGUGUCAGAGCACCACCGCCAGCACUGGCAGGACAUCUGCGCUUUUCUCAAGCAUCGGUACGAGCAGCAAUUCCAUGAUAUUCUCCGACCUUGGGUGGCGGUGUUUCACGCGGACUUCGAAGUCUCGCAUAGGGAAAGAGAGGAAGAGGCGGCUCGAGUGAUCGUUGAGUGUCUGACGUCGCGGGGGAAAACCACCGACACAUCAGCAGCCGACGUGUUGCACACCUUACGGACCACUGCACCUAUGCCGUUAUCGGGAACCUCGGAGGGAGAACAGGCGCUUACAAACACUAUCGACAGAGCCGCCUCGGGGCAGGAGGCUUCUCCUCCUCCCAGUGACCCUGACAGCUUAGUGAGUGAUGAGGACGAAGAGCAGCCCGCGAAUACGCAGAGGGAAGAUAUCCCCGCUUCUUUGCAAGAUCCUCCCGGAGAUGAUGUCACCGUACCAAACCCGGGCCAAAACGCAGGCCAAGGGCGGUGUCAGCAGGAGAGCGAAACUCCUCCCGCUGGAAACGAAGCCGCUGGCCCUGGAGGCACGAAGAUCGCGUUGUUGUCCCUUGGUGAACAAUUCCAACAAAGUCAGGCCAACCGUGAACAAAGAUUCAAAGACCAGGAACAGGAAAUGGAACAGCGCUGGGUCGAUGAGGAAACAACUCGGGCUUGCGCAGGGGCCGACAGAGACGCGAUGUUCGAGUCGAAGAUGCAUGAUUCAGCGCAUAGGUUCACCCAGGAGAUGGAAACGUAUGACAAGAUAUUUCAUGCCCAGCAGCAAGCACGCUCGCCCGACGAUGCCGAAAUCACAUUUCAGGAAGUCUUGGACGAAUGGCAACACCACUUCGAAGUCUGUGAAUCCCGGAUAAAUGCCUCGUACAAAGCUAUGGCAGGAGCACAAGACGACGUCAUGCGGGCGAUGCAGUGCACGGUAGAUGAGGUUGCCGAACGUCAGAUUGAUUGGUUAGAUGACGCCCGGGCUAGGCAAAUGCUGGCAUUUCUCAAAGUCGCCUGCAGCCUGGACCCCACCCUCGAGGGGGAAGAGUCAGAAUGGGCAUCCGUCCGACAUCGCAUAGCGAAUAAGAACAGAGACAGACGGGCAAAACGAGGCGACUCGAUGGACGAGAAGACGCACUCAGAUUCAUCAAGCAGCGAGGUGAGCGAGUCAGAUUCAUCAGACGGAGAAAUGAGCGGAGACGGUGAGGCUGAAGAAGAGACUCCGCCACCGAUCGCACCAAUGCGUGCACCAAAAAGGACUCCGUUUGAGCGAAUGCUCAAGUCAAUGGCCGGCGCGGAAAGAUCGUCAGCACCUGCGACAGGUGUGGCGAAAGUGAUCCACGAGCAGGACCACCAAAAGCUGUUUCAAGAAUCACAAGAGAAGAUGAAGAUGUUAUUCCAGAAGAACAUGAAGAAACGCCGGCAGGAAUUCACCGUGAGCGAAGCGAGUCGUGAGCACGCCUUUGCGCAGGCCCAACUUGCGUGGAGGUGUCUAUGGCGUGCACAGGAAGUAUCUCAAGACGACAGUUUUCUCGACUCCCAGAUGCGGAGGGCCGAAGACUUCCAGACAAGCGAAGCGGAGCGCAGAGUUCUCUUCCGCGACGCCGAGACCGAAAGGAGGGAGGAAUUCCUCGCAUACCUUCAAGACAGCCGAAAGAAAUUCGAAAAAGACCAAAAGAGACGACAAGCACGGUGGAGGCGGUCCGAAGACGCCCGCCGGUCGGAGUUCUCGAGCUGGGAGCAGAAACAUGUUGUGCAGCUCGAGGGGAUGGUGGUGAAAUACCAGGGGCUGUUUCGCGCGGACGAGCGCAUGCGCGGGUUGAAGUUUGAGGAGGCGUUCCGGCGGAAGAAGGAGGAGACUGGACGGCUUGCUUGA
This is a messenger RNA of Gloeophyllum trabeum ATCC 11539, 2250 nucleotides long. RefSeq lists its product as uncharacterized. Bases 1 to 2250 code for a protein of 749 amino acids. The record is from RefSeq and is a predicted model, not a curated record. The transcript is spliced from 4 exons. NCBI's taxonomy places the organism in Eukaryota, Fungi, Basidiomycota, Agaricomycetes, Gloeophyllales, Gloeophyllaceae.